CUCAAUAAUUUGGAGAUUCAAAUGCAAUACGCAGAACACGCAUUCUGAACUGUAAGUAAAUCACCUUCGAUUAUCAAUGCCUGGGACGUGAAGCAAGUUCAAAUCACAUUGCAUGGAAACAACAACACUGACGAUGACUCGGUUAGUGUUCAGAACAACACCAUCAACCGCACGUCGCAAACGUGCUUAUUCCACAUGGCAGACCAAUACCGCGAACCUUACGAGCAUGUUCGGCAAAUACGUGGACAAAACCAGCGUCUCUAGCUGGAACACCGUCAUCGCUGACCUCGCUCGAAGCGGCGAUUUCAUGGAAGCUCUCAGCGCAUUUUCCUCCAUGCGCAAGCUCUCUCUACAUCCCAACCGCUCCACCUUCCCAUGCGCCAUCAAGGCCUGUGCCGCACUCUCCGAUCUCCGCGCCGGCGUGCAGACCCACCAGCAGGCGUUCGCAUUUGGGUUCGGCCACGACCUCUUCGUCUCCGCCGCGCUCGUCGACAUGUACUCCAAAUGCGGCUUCCCUGACCUCGCGCGCUACCUUUUCGACGAAAUUCCCAGCCGAAACGUCGUUUCGUGGACAUCCAUGAUUGCAGGCUACAUCCGAAACGACCGCGCCCAGGAAGCCGUUUGCCUCUUUAAGGAGUUGUUGGCGGAGGACAGUGGGAGUGCGGAAUCUGAGUAUGAGGCUUUCGUGGAUUCCAUGCUUGUGGGGUGUGUUCUUUCGGCGUGUUCGCGGGUGGGGUGGAGGAGUGCGACUGAAGGGGUUCAUGGGUUGGUGGUCAAGAGGGGGUUUGAGGGGUGUGUGGGUGUUGGGAAUACUUUGAUGGAUGCUUAUGCCAAGUGUGGAGAAAUGGGGGUGGCGAGGAAAGUGUUUGAUGGAAUGCAUGAGAGUGAUGUCUGCUCUUGGAACUCUAUAAUUUCUCAGUAUGCGCAGAAUGGGUUGUCAGCUGAGGCUUUCUGUGUUUUUGCUGACAUGGUGAAGAGUGGCAAGGUUAAAUAUAACGAGGUGACAUUGUCUGCGGUGUUGUUGGCCUGCGCGAAUUCAGGAGCUUUGCAGCUGGGAAAGUGCAUACAUGACCAGGUUAUAAAGAUGGAUAUGGAGGAUAGUGUGGUUGUAGGUACAUCUAUAGUGGAUAUGUACUGCAAAUGUGGGAGAGUUGAGAUGGCUAGGAAGGCAUUUGACCGCAUGAACAUGAAGAAUGUUAAGUCAUGGACUGCUAUGGUUGCUGGUUACGGAAUGCAUGGCCGUGCAAAAGAGGCUAUGGAAGUCUUCUACGAGAUGAUAAGAUCUGGAGACAAGCCGAAUUACAUUACUUUUGUGUCAGUUUUAGCUGCAUGCAGCCAUGCUGGUUUGUUAAAAGAAGGCCGGCAUUGGUUUAAUAGAAUGAAAAGUGAAUUUAGUGAACCUGGUAUUGAGCACUAUUCUUGCAUGGUUGAUCCCUCGGGUGUGGCUAUCUUAUGAGGCUUAUCGUUUGAUCCUGGAAUGAAGGUGAAACCUGAUUUUAUAAUCUGGGGUUCCCUUCUUGGGGCUUGUAGGAUUCAUAAAAAUGUGGAACUUGGGGAGAUCUCUGCUAAAAAACUAUUUCAGUUAGAUCCAAGUAGUUGUGGGUACUAUGUUCUACUCUCUAAUAUUUAUGCUGAUGCUGGAAGGUGGGAUGAAGUUGAGAGGAUGAGGAUAUUGAUGAAGAGUCGUGGGUUGCUUAAAACCCCUGGAUAUAGUAUAGUAGAGCUCAAGGGUAGGGUACAUGUAUUCUUAGUUGGAGACAAAGAACAUCCUCAACAUGAGAAGAUUUAUGAGUACCUAGACAAAUUAAAUGUCAAGCUGCAAGCACUUGGGUAUAUGCCAAAUUUGACCUCAGUUCUUCAUGAUGUUGAUGAGGAAGAGAAAGGAAUGGUUCUAAGAGUUCAUAGUGAGAAACUAGCAGUUUGCUUUGGAAUCAUGAAUUCAGUUCCUGGGUCAGUGAUCCAUAUCAUAAAAAAUCUUAGAAUUUGUGGUGACUGCCACAUUGCAAUUAAAUUUAUUUCCAAAGCAGUAAAUCGAGAAAUUGUUGUCAGAGAUUCUAAGCGGUUUCAUCAUUUUAAGGAUGGUAUGUGUUCAUGUGGAGACAUACUGGUGACAGCAAUUGAAAUAAUGGUGCCAAAAUCUAUGGUGGAGGUUGUGCAUUAUGUUAUCACUCUUACUAGCCGACAUGGAGCUAUGAAAGUGCAUAUCUAUCUUAAAUAAACUGUUUAAUUUGAUUUUGGAGUGAACAGUGGAUCCAUUAGAUCCAGUUAUUAGGAUAAUGGAAAAAAAGGCAAAUGAUCUUUUAGUGACUAAUACUCAGUUUGAAUGUACAAUGUUAUAGUACACAUGAGAUCACCGUAGAACCAACUGCAAAUAACAUAUGUGACUGUUUUUUACUACAUGCCUCAAGACAUGUAAGUCGCACCUAUAGUAUGUCGGUAAGCGUGCUCACUUAGUUACUAAAGGAAAAAGUAUAUCAUAACAACGUUCUGCAAAAAAAAAUUCUGAGUGUCGAUUGCUUGCAUAGAAUACUAGAUUUUGAAGAGCUUGCCUGUAGAUCUUCCUCCUGCUCUUGAAGUCUGUGGUUGAUCACAUUCUGAAUCAGCAUUGGAGUGGGUUAAAGAAAUCUGCAGGGCCCUGUUCUCAGUCUUCAAAGUUUCCACCUUUAGUCUAAGCCUUCUGAUGGUUUCUCUCUUUUCAUCAUUUCUUUGGACCAGCAGUAGCAACUGGUGCAGAUUGUCCUGUAUAAGUUUUGUUUGAUACUUUAGUGUCGACCACAAAUUGUCACAUUUGAAACUGAUCAUUGGAGGAUCUUCAGUUCUCUGAUGUAAUUCCGAAUCGUCAAUCUUCUCUUCAGUGGUUGAAAAUUUUGUCAUUCUGUCCUCCAUUUGAAUAUUUCUGCGUUCUGGUUUUAAUUUCGUGCUGCAUGUGCCUGCUGAUAACAGUUCAUGGCAUUCAUCUCCUUGCUCGUUUGAAAGAUCAAAACCAAGGAUACUACGGUCAAUUUUGAUAUUGGAG
This is a messenger RNA of Vigna umbellata (rice bean), 3016 nucleotides long. RefSeq names its product pentatricopeptide repeat-containing protein At3g26782, mitochondrial-like. NCBI's taxonomy places the organism in Eukaryota, Viridiplantae, Streptophyta, Magnoliopsida, Fabales, Fabaceae. The record is from RefSeq and is a predicted model, not a curated record. Gene Ontology annotation, cellular component: intracellular membrane-bounded organelle. Gene Ontology annotation, biological process: RNA modification. Gene Ontology annotation, molecular function: protein binding; zinc ion binding; RNA binding.